CAUAUGACCCGUAUAUAACUGAGAAGUGCAGAGCAGAGAACAAAGAACACACAGAAUUCUUCACAGUUAUUAGGUCUCAGACUGAAGAACAAUGAAGGCUUUGGUGUUCCUUCUGCUCCUGGCAGUUGUAACUGCUAAACGCUAUGAACGGUGUGAGCUGGCAAGAGCCAUGAAAGCAAAUGGCAUGGAUGGAUAUCAGGGCAUCAGUCUAGCUAACUGGGUUUGCUUGGCUAAACACGAGUCUAACUACAACACCGGAGCCAUCAAUAACAACUCUGAUGGAUCAACAGACUAUGGAAUUUUCCAGAUAAACAACCGUUGGUGGUGCAGCAAUGGGAAAUUCCCUAGCUCUAACGGGUGUAAAAUCUCCUGUAGUCAGCUUCUUACCGAUAACAUCUCACAAGCUGCUCAGUGUGCCAAGACCAUAGUGAGACAGCAGGGCAUUACUGCAUGGGUGGCAUGGCGUACAUACUGCAAGGAUCGUGAUUUAAGCUCUUACACUGCAGGCUGUGGAGUUUAAACAAAAUCAUGAAAUGACAAAUGCAUCACUUUUAUGUUUAAUAUAAUCAAAGCAAAUCAGUGGAAAUGAUUAUAUAUUAAUAGCGCAUUAAGAAACCAAAUCAUCUGGUAGAUCAUAGACACAAAUGCUCUAAUUACUCAUAAUCUGCAUUGAGCUCAUUAAAGUUUAUGUAUACCUUCUAGCAAUAUCAACAAUGCACAAAUAAAGCAUCUUAAUACAGCAA
Molecule: messenger RNA, 743 nt
Organism: Pangasianodon hypophthalmus (striped catfish)
Lineage: Eukaryota; Metazoa; Chordata; Actinopteri; Siluriformes; Pangasiidae
Product: lysozyme C-like
Exons: 4
Coding region: 92-520 (142 amino acids)
Molecular function (GO): lysozyme activity
Source: RefSeq, a predicted model, not a curated record